Messenger RNA from Dermacentor albipictus, 1949 nucleotides. RefSeq names its product beta-hexosaminidase subunit alpha-like. Gene Ontology annotation, molecular function: beta-N-acetylhexosaminidase activity. Gene Ontology annotation, cellular component: membrane; lysosome. NCBI's taxonomy places the organism in Eukaryota, Metazoa, Arthropoda, Arachnida, Ixodida, Ixodidae. Gene Ontology annotation, biological process: carbohydrate metabolic process; ganglioside catabolic process; glycosaminoglycan metabolic process. The record is from RefSeq and is a predicted model, not a curated record.
CCCCGAUGUCUCUUUUCUCCUGAACAAUAGAAGUAAGCCAAGGCUUAGAGCAAAGGAGUGCCGUGUUGCAGCGGAGGUAAGAACGGCGUCAGAACACCUCGGAGGGAUACGACGUAGGAAUCCACUCCCUCUGGCCAGAACAUCACAAUGACCGGCGGCCGCCCGACCCUCGCCAUGACUCUCUCUCAUAUGCUGGUGAUUGCGCUGUGUGUAAGCCACGUAUCGCUGGCGCAGCACCUAAGAAGAUAUAGACACGUCAGCCGCCCAUGGGUGGUGUCACCGAGCCGUGGCGAGGCAUGGCCCCGGCCCAUGAAGCAGACUACGGGGCCUGAUCUGCUCUUGCUGAACCCAAGCACGUUCACCUUCGUGUUCGUCGGGCCCCCUGGAGGCUGCGACGUCGUCGAUCGGGCACUAAAGCGAUACCGUAACCAGCUGAUCUUCAGCGGCUGCUUGGGGCCCAGAGGAGAGACAGCCAGCCAGAGAAGGGUACCCCCCCUUGGCCCUGUCAAGGGCCUGCCCGUAGCCGGCAUAAACUCGCUGCUUGUCCUAUUGGGUGGGCCGUGCGAGCACAUACCACAUCACGACAUGGACGAAGCAUACACUCUGGAGCUGACGGCAAACUCACAGCCUUCACUUAUGGCCAGUUCCGUUUGGGGUCUGCUAAGGGGUCUGGAGACGUUCAGCCAGGUUGUGUACCCCUACGACGGCUUUCAGUUCGCUGUCAAUGAGACUGUCAUCCACGACGCCCCAAGGUUCCAGCACCGCGGUCUUCUCAUCGACACUUCCAGGCACUUCCUCCCGCUCAAGAAGAUUGUCGAGACAUUGGACGCUAUGGCUUACAACAAAAUGAACGUUCUCCACUGGCACAUGACCGACGACCAGUCUUUUCCUUUUGUCAGCAGAACGUUUCCAACUCUCAGCGAAAAAGGUGCUUACAAUCCUGAAACGCACGUGUACAGACCCGCUGACGUACAGUACGUGAUUGGCGAGGCCGCAGCCAGAGGCAUCCGGGUCAUGGUAGAAUUCGAUACUCCCGGUCACACGUUGUCGUGGGGCCAGGCGUACCCCGAGCUGCUGACCACAUGCUACAAAGCCGACGUGCCGAAUGGCGAGCUGGGCCCUGUGGACCCGACGCGCAACGAGACGUACGUUUUCAUGGCGCACUUCUUCGCCGAGGUGGCGCGCGUCUUUCCUGACCGGUACCUCCACCUGGGGGGCGACGAGGUCAACUUCGACUGCUGGCAGUCUAACCCGAACAUCACGAGCUUUAUGCGAAGCAUGGGAUUUCCAUCGCGCUUCGACAAACUGGAGGAGCACUACAUUCAGAGAUUGCUAGAAAUUAUUCAGACCCUGCGCAAGAGCUACGUGGUUUGGCAGGAGGUGUUCGACAACAAGGUGAAGAUUGCUCCGGACACUGUGGUGCACGUGUGGAAGCCGCCACAGAAUGAGGAGCUGUCCUCGGUAACGUCUGCGGGCUACAGGGCACUACUGUCAGCUUGCUGGUACCUGGACUACAUAUCCUACGGUGCUGACUGGAAGAAGUACUACGUCUGCGACCCGCACCACUUCUCAGGCAGUCCCGAACAGAAGGCUCUGGUCAUUGGCGGGGAAGUUUGCCUCUGGGCCGAAUACAUAGACGCCAGUAACAUCAUAAGCAGGACUUGGCCCCGCGCUUCGGCGGCAGCCGAACGGCUGUGGAGUCCAGCUUCGGUGAAUAGCGUGGAAGAAGCGGCCCCCAGGCUGGAAGAGCAUCGCUGCAGGAUGAGAAGGCGUGGACUGAUGGUUGAACCUCAGAAUGGUCCUGGGUUCUGCGAUUGCGACAAUGCCAUAUAAGCUUUGGAGCGUCGACCACAAAGUUUAAAUACCACGUCCAAGACAUCAGAAGGCGUGUACACUUUGCGUCAUGGAGUUCAAGCUAUAAAACAUUCUUUAGAUGAACAAUAAUUGCA